GAGCCUUUCAAAGUGCUGUAAUGAACGAGCUGUUCCGCACGAUUUGAAAAUAAUCCGCGUGUCAGUGUCAUCUUUCUUAUGCAAAGCAGCUGUCUUUGAAGGCGGAUCUCUUGGCAGGUUAGACCGGGACGGAGGCUCCGACCAGCUCAGACGAGCGCUGCCACCAGAACGCAUCAGCUGCCUGCUGGCUGCGGGAGGAGCAUAACGCUGCGUUUCUGGGACACGUUUUGUUAUCACCAGCGAGUGUAUUUAUUUCGCUCAUUUUGCUGACUGACUGAUUGCGUCUGAGCCUCGUGCGCAGCCAUCGCCGCCGCGUGAGGACGUUUAUUUCUGUUGUUUCUCCAACUUGUCGCCGCGCAGGGACUGAGACCGCAGGGCUGCACACCGGAAAAGUGACAUGAAACGCGGGGACGCAGAGGGACGAGCAGGGAACAAACCGGAACGCACGGGCAUUCGGACUUCCUCACUGCAGACUGCAGACGGAACAAGCAGCUCCGACACUCCAGAGACGAGCUGAGCGCCUCAAAGCAUGGACCUGAGCGCGCGCCGCGUCCUGCGAGACAACAUUUUCGCACCGUUGAGGGGUUUGUGCUUUUAUUAAACCCUCCAAACCUACAAUGAGGAAACGGUGGUCACGCAAGAGAUAGUUCUAGGAGAGAAUGCGUUCAAGUGUUCAGCUGAGCUUCAUCUGUGUGCUGCUGGUCCUGUGGGGCGGUGGGGGCUCAGCCAUUAGCUCAAUAGACCCGGACUGGUCAGGAGAGGGGAGAUGUCAACAGAUCAACAUCCCGCAGUGUAAAGACAUUGGCUACAACAUGACUCGCAUGCCAAACCUCAUGGGCCAUGAUGACCAGAAAGAGGCGGCAAUAAAGCUGCAGGAGUUUGCCACGCUGAUACAGUUUGGAUGCCACAGUCAUCUCAAAUUUUUCCUGUGUUCACUCUACGCUCCCAUGUGCACGGAGCAGGUGUCCAACCCGAUCCCGGCGUGUAGAGUCAUGUGUGAGCAGGUCAAGCUGAAGUGCUCACCCAUCUUGGAGCAGUUUAACUUCCCCUGGCCCGACUCCUUGGACUGCUCACGGCUGCCCACCAAAAACGACCCAAACAACCUCUGCAUGGAGGCACCCAACAACGGCUCCGACGAGCCUCCCAAAGUCUCCCACACCCAGUCCCCGGAUUUCAGGCCCCAGCGGCCCCUGAGCGGGCAGGACCUGCACCUGAAGGACAGCGGCAGCAAGCAGGCGUGCAGCAAUCCUGGCAAGUUCCACUUUGUCGAGAAAAGCGAGUCCUGUGCCCCUAAAUGCUACCCCAAAGUGGAUGUAUACUGGAGCCAGGGAGACAAGCAGUUCUCUCUGGUGUGGAUGGCCAUCUGGUCCAUCCUCUGCUUUGUCUCCAGUGCCUUCACUGUGCUCACUUUCCUCAUAGACCCGCAGAGAUUCAAAUACCCGGAGAGGCCGAUCAUCUUCCUCUCUAUGUCCUACUGUGUUUACUCUGUGGGCUACCUCAUCCGACUUUUUGUGGGAGCUGACAGAAUAGCCUGUGACAGAGACAAUGGGGUUCAGUAUAUUAUUCAGGAGGGUCUGGAGAGCACCGGCUGCACUAUUGUGUUUCUCAUCCUGUAUUAUUUUGGCAUGGCAAGCUCCCUCUGGUGGGUUAUCCUGACCCUCACAUGGUUCCUGGCUGCAGGGAAGAAGUGGGGUCACGAGGCCAUCGAAGCCAACAGCAGCUACUUCCAUCUGGCAGCGUGGGCCAUUCCGGCCGUAAAGACCAUCAUGAUCCUGGUGAUGAGGAAGGUGGCGGGGGACGAGCUGACGGGCAUCUGCUACGUGGGCAGCAUGGACGUCAAGGCUCUCACGGGGUUUGUGCUCAUCCCCCUCUCCUGCUACCUUAUUAUUGGCACUUCGUUCCUGCUGUCUGGCUUCGUGGCCCUCUUCCACAUCCGCAAGAUAAUGAAAACGGAGGGAGAGAACACCGACAAGCUCGAGAAGCUGAUGGUUCGCAUCGGGGUCUUCUCUGUGCUCUACACCGUCCCGGCCACCUGCGUCAUCGCCUGCUACUUCUACGAGAGGCUCAACAUGGACUACUGGCGCAUCCUGGCAAAGGAGCAGAAGUGCGUGGACAGCAGCGGGCCAGAGUCAGACGAGUGCCUCAUGAAGAGCUCCAUCCCCGCCGUGGAGAUCUUCAUGGUGAAGAUCUUCAUGCUGCUGGUGGUGGGCAUCACCAGCGGCAUGUGGAUCUGGACGUCGAAGACGCUGCAGUCGUGGCAGAACGUGUUCAGCAGGAAGCUGAAGAAGAGGACGAGGAGGAAGGCUGCCAGUGUGUUCACCAGCAGCAGGCCUUACAUCAAACCUCACCCGUCUCUCAAAGGGCACAGCUCCAAGUAUGAGCCCACACGGCCUCCUCCGACAUGUGUGUGAGCUGGCUCCCUUUGCACGAACCCGAAAAUACGUUUAAAGCCCUUACCGAAAUGAGACUUUGUAAUCAGAGUGCCAUCAAAAUUACAUGUUUUUCUUUUUCUAUUGGAGAUCAUGCAACGUGUUUUUGUUUUUGUUUUUUGCAACAAGCGCUGCCUUUGUUUGAGACAAAAAAAUAUCUGCUCCUCCUGGAUUCUCUUAUCCUUUUGAGGAACUUGACUGAGAAAAGAAACUCUAAUUGUUCCCGAGAUUAAAAGAGUGGAAUAAACCGUUUGGAUGUGCCACGGGACUACUUGAAUAAUGUGCAAUAGAUGUUUUUCUUACAGGCAAAAAAAAAAAGACACUUGUACUGUUGGUGACAGAUUACAGACAAUGAAAGGACCCCACAGACAAUGGAGGCAAAUGGUCAGAGAGAUGAGUGUCGUGUUUGGGGGCUUUUUAAUGGAAAUCGAGGCAGUGGCAUAUAUGUUUGAACUGGAGCGAGAGCAGCUGUUGAAAAGCGCUCCAGACCUUACGAACUGCCCAUUGUGAGGCAAAUCCAUGCCAUAAAUUAAUCAAGCACUCGUAACUGAAAAAGUUAUUUGUACAAGCAACUGAGAUUUUUGUUUUUGUUGUUUUAUAGCACAAGGGAACGUUUGUAUAUAUUUCUAAAAAAAAAAAAACAACCUUCAGAUUUUAUAGAAAAAAAUUAAUAAAACGUUCUAGUUUUAAA
Scatophagus argus is the source of this 3120-nucleotide messenger RNA. RefSeq names its product frizzled class receptor 10 (gene fzd10). The coding region runs from base 660 to 2411 and encodes 583 amino acids. Gene Ontology annotation, biological process: canonical Wnt signaling pathway; non-canonical Wnt signaling pathway. Lineage: Eukaryota; Metazoa; Chordata; Actinopteri; Scatophagidae. Gene Ontology annotation, cellular component: plasma membrane. The record is from RefSeq and is a predicted model, not a curated record. The transcript is spliced from 2 exons. Gene Ontology annotation, molecular function: Wnt-protein binding; Wnt receptor activity.